This is a messenger RNA of Alosa sapidissima (American shad), 1715 nucleotides long. It is a transcript of the gene nars2, whose product is annotated as asparaginyl-tRNA synthetase 2, mitochondrial. The record is from RefSeq and is a predicted model, not a curated record. The coding region runs from base 137 to 1603 and encodes 488 amino acids. Gene Ontology annotation, biological process: asparaginyl-tRNA aminoacylation. Gene Ontology annotation, molecular function: nucleic acid binding; ATP binding; asparagine-tRNA ligase activity. Gene Ontology annotation, cellular component: mitochondrion. NCBI's taxonomy places the organism in Eukaryota, Metazoa, Chordata, Actinopteri, Clupeiformes, Clupeidae. The transcript is spliced from 14 exons.
GGAAGCGCAAUGUGCGCGGCGUGAGUGAAUGUCAAAACAGUCAGAUAGCCUGCCUACUGUUUCAUAGAGAAGUUCUUUACAAAAUCCUUUCAAUCAUAUACUGUAACUUACCAGCUAUCUCCCUUACGUUACUACAAUGUUUUCAAGUAGUUUACUACGCAAUGUUAUUCCUGUUUCCUCUGAAUGGGUAUUUAGCUGCGUCAAAUGCAGGUCCAGACAAUAUUGCCAGAAGCAAUUCAAAAAGCUAACGAUACGAGAUGCGCUGUCCAGUAAAGCGUUGGGCUCUAACGUCAGAAUACAGGGUUGGGUCCGUUCUGUCAGAUCACAGAAAGAACAUCUCUUUCUCCACGUGAAUGAUGGCUCCUCUCUUCAAGCUCUCCAAGUAGUGGCCAGCAACGACCUGAAUGACAGUGAUCUGACAUUUGGAAGUGCCAUCGAUGUCACAGGAUGCCUGGAGAAAAGUCCAAGCAAAAAGCAGAAUGUAGAGCUCCAUGCAAAACAAAUUAAAGUGACUGGAAAAUGUGAUCCCAUAAAAUUCCCCUUUAAGAUCAAGGAACGCCAUCCUAUGGAAUACAUCCGACAGUAUCCUCAUCUACGUUGCCGAACAAAUACCUUCAGUGCCUUGCUAAGGAUCCGCAGUGAAGCCACCUCUGCUAUUCAGUCAUAUUUCAAGGACAAUGGGUUCAUACAGAUUCACACACCAGUCAUUACGUCCAAUGAUUGUGAAGGCGCAGGGGAGUUGUUCCAGUUGGAGCCUGCAGGUAGUGGUAAAACGCAAGAUGAGAGGAGCCAACACUUCUUCUCGGUCCCCACCUACCUGACCGUCUCAGGCCAGCUUCACCUGGAGGUCAUGUCAGGGGCCUUUCCAGCAGUGUACACCUUCGGGCCGACGUUCAGGGCCGAGAAUUCCCAGAGCAGGCGCCACUUGGCCGAGUUCUACAUGGUGGAGGCCGAGAUCUCAUUCACGGAGUCCCUGGAGGAUGUGAUGGCAGUAAUGGAGAAUCUCUUCAAAGCCAGCACUGAGCAUGUCCUGACCCACUGUGCAGAAGAUGUAGAAUUAUUUCACAAGUUUGUGGCAUCUGGACACAGGGGGCAAGUGGAUGUCAUGCUGAGUCGAAAAUUUAAUGUGAUUUCCUACACAGAGGCCAUAGACAUUCUAAACCGCAGUUCCCAGACAUUCACUUUCCCCACUGAGUGGGGUUGUGACCUGCAGACAGAACAUGAGAAGUACCUGGUGAAACAUUGUGGCAACAUCCCCGUCUUUGUCACUGAUUAUCCCUAUGAUCUGAAGCCGUUUUACGCCAGAGACAACCAGGAUCACCCACGACACACAGCUGCGGCGGUGGACCUGCUGGUGCCAGGAGUCGGGGAGCUGUGUGGAGGAUCGCUGAGAGAGGAGAGACUGGACCUCCUCCAGAACCGCCUCGCUCAGGCAGGGUUGGAGGAGGAAUAUGAAUGGUAUCUCCAGCUGAGACGGUUUGGCUCUGUCCCUCACGGUGGCUUUGGGAUGGGGUUUGAGAGAUACCUUCAAUGCAUAUUGGGAGUGGACAAUAUCAAAGAUGUGAUCCCAUUUGCCAGGUUUUCACACUCAUGCCUUUUAUAAUGUUCAUAAAACGUAACUGUCUGAUAUGUACCCGAUGACUGCCAUGUUCAGUGGUCUAUUAUAAUGAACAUUAUAAUACAUUGUAUAUAUUAAACCUUGUUUUCAACAGAGA